Aureobasidium pullulans EXF-150 is the source of this 1152-nucleotide messenger RNA. Its product is annotated as alpha/beta-hydrolase. Gene Ontology annotation, molecular function: hydrolase activity. Lineage: Eukaryota; Fungi; Ascomycota; Dothideomycetes; Dothideales; Saccotheciaceae. The record is from RefSeq and is a predicted model, not a curated record. The annotation marks the transcript as partial. The transcript has a single exon.
AGACCAAGAUGGAUCUUACACAUGCAGGCCCAGAUGUGGCGCUUCCUCAUGGGAAUUGGAAUGCUGCUCCACCGCAUGGCACCUCCUCACCCGCCAAAACCGUCCUUCAAGCGAUCCAUCAAGGCGACUGUUAGUUCCAAGCCUGGCUCAUUCGAAUUGCACUUCUAUGUGCCCAAGGAUUACGAGAAGCAUCGCCGUAUGGACUUUAGCCAGAAGAAAUACCCUUGUGUCAUCAACUUCCACGGUGGAGGUUUCACUCUGGGCAGCCCUAGUGAUGAUGCUCGUUGGUGUGGAACCGUCGUCGACGAAUGCGCUGCUGUCGUCGUCAGUGUCGACUACCGCCUGGCUCCCGAGAAUCCCUUCCCUACCGCUGUCGAGGACGGUGUAGAUGCUGUGCUGUACAUGGCCAACAACGCAGACGAACUUGGCAUCGACGAGAAUAAGAUUGCGCUUUCCGGCUUCAGCUCCGGCGCCAACAUGGCCUUCACCGUCCCUCUCCGCCUGUACGACCACCAAAGCGAAUUCAGUAGAGUCGAGACAAACAACGGUGCCUCGUCGUCUCUUCUCAGUCUUCCUCGCGCACAGGAUCCCAGCUCUUCCAGUCUCAGUGUCGACCGCAUCGUCCGCAGUCGCAGUCAUACCGUUGCUCCCACUCUGGCAAGCCUGCAGAAACAGCAAAUGUCGGUCAAGCAAUGCGAAACCGUCCAGUCCGUCUCUCUCUGCGCCAUCGUCCCCUGGUACCCCUCCUGCGACUACACCCAGACCCGCGAAGAACGCCGCAACACUUCGGUCCGCACAGAUCAAGAUCUCCCUGCCAUCUUCACUAACCUGUUUGAUGAAUCAUACCUGCAUCCUCCGGAUACUAUCCCUCUGGACUCGCCCUAUCUUUCUCCCGGCAUUGCUCCUACGAAUCUCCUUGCCGAAGCUCUUCCUCAAGACAUCAUCAUGCACACAUGCCAGUGGGACAUGCUCCUCGCUGAGGGUGAAAAGUUCCGCGAUCGUCUUACUGGAAAGGGCAUCAACAAGACUGUCCACUACAAGAUGAUUGAAGGUGUACCUCAUGGUUGGGAUAAGGCUCCCAAUCCGUUAAAACCUACCCCUGGUGUCAAGCAGCAUUACCUCAAUGCCACGAACCACCUACGACGAGUAUUC